This is a messenger RNA of Cannabis sativa, 4486 nucleotides long. RefSeq lists its product as uncharacterized. The transcript is spliced from 4 exons. The coding region runs from base 2363 to 3838 and encodes 491 amino acids. The record is from RefSeq and is a predicted model, not a curated record. NCBI's taxonomy places the organism in Eukaryota, Viridiplantae, Streptophyta, Magnoliopsida, Rosales, Cannabaceae.
AAAUUUAUAGUGCGAAGUAGAAAAGAAAACAAGAAAUGAAAAUAAAUACUUCCUGUGUUUAUGGUUAUGUGGUGAUCCACGGUCAAACCUCGCUCACCGGAAUGAGAAAGAGUAUGUCAGAUCGUAGAGAAAUAAUAAGUUUGGUAGUAAAACUAUAGAGAGAGAGAGUGAAUAUUCGUCUAUCCUCCUUUCCUACUCAGUCCCAGUGUGGGCCUAUUUAUUAUCUUAGGAAAACGGCUACCUCUUGAAACGUGGUCCAUCCCUAGAGAAACGGUCUUCCCCCACUUCUCCAGGGAUGAGCGUCAUCUUUUAGGUUCGUUCCUAGAUGAGCGUCCUCCCAUUAGCGUAUGACUCAGAGGGUUGAUAUUCUCGCUCCGCUAUGCUAGGGAAGAUCGCUAUUUUUGUGGGUUAGUUGGGAAACUUAACGUUCUUCUUCCUCCACGCGUCAACCCUAACAUUACACUUUAAAAUCAAGCUUUAUUGUGGGUUGGACAUUCGAAUAUGGGUAUGACCCAAAAAGCAUGGAUUGGGUGUUGCCCAUGUGAGCCAUUUGGCUUACGGGUUCCUUGUUUCUGACUUAUAAGUGGGCUUCGUAAGUACUUCGAUCGUUGGGCCUUUUCGUUGGGCUUAGAGCAAUUUUUGGCCACUACAGUUUGUCCCUUGCUCUUUAAGUUGAGUUAUACUCAGGUUAAAGAGCAUUGCUCGUAGGUGUGGAUGAUUGACUCAGAGUGCCUGUAGCGUGAUUUUAGGUCGAAAAUGAUUCGGCCGGCAUAAGCUGAAGUAGUUUUGAAUAUAUCUAUAAGUAAUUUUGUCUUGAUAACAGCUUAUUGCAUCAGUGAUUUUCAAGACAAGUGUCUUGUUUAUCUUUGAUUUAUUGGUGCCUCAUCUUAUUCAAUGUAAAAUUUUAACUAGUUAAAGUUGAAGAUAAAUUCAAGUAAAGGAAUGAGCGAGUAAAUAAUUGAAUAUAAUUUUUCAAUGAGCAAAACACUACUGAUGAGGCGGAGGAAUUGAGGCACAUAUUACAUCAGUAACCUGAGUUCUUAUAUCAUUAAUAUAAGAAUGAGUUGUAAUUAGGUGUAACCUUUAUAUUUAAUAAAGACAUAUGUGUAAGGUCAAACAUCAUAAAUAUUACUAGAAGGAUGUAUCAUUACGUUUUAUAUGAGAUUUUGUUGCUCAUAAUUUUUGUGAGGAUAUUAUGUAUACUUCAUUGGGAUGAGCGCCACUUUGAGAGACUAAAAAACUUUUGUAAGUGUUAUAAUACAUGAAUACAUAAUAUUAGAUGAUAGUUGAAUAUCCAUUCUAGCUUUUAUCCUUUGUGUAGUUUGAGCUUCUAGUAUUAGUGUUACCUUAAAAUGAGAAUAACUUUUCUAUGGAUUGGACUUGAGAUGGGUGACAAUUGAUUGUCAUAGAAAAAGAUAAAAUUAUUAAUGUUAUUUUAGUACCUUUGUCAUUUGAUUUGACUACACCAUUUGAUCUUUUACAAUCUCCUUCCUUUACCUUCACGUGGGCUUUUGUAUUGUAUAUGAUAAAUAUGUUUUACUUCUUUAAGAAGUUUGGGGUCUUGUCCCUUGUAGGGUGAGCUAUUAGCAAAAUAAGCUACCCAAGUGUGUGUAUGGGCGUGAGUGCCUAUUGAAGUGGGUAAAUAGCUUUGUAUUUAUUUAUUUUUUUGUUGGCAAUAUAUAAGACUUUGACAUUUGGAAGACCUUAAGAGCAAAGAAGAGAGUGUUAUUUUCUAAAUGCCAAAGGGUUGAUUGUUGUAAGCUAGAUAAACAAUUUUGGGUAUUUCCUUUCUUGGAACCACUUGAUAUCUUAUUUAUAAGAGAACAUAGAUACACCAUUAUGAGCUAACUAUUUUUUUUUUCUAAGAGGUGUUGUUGAGAGCUUUGGGUGGUGAAAGGCUAGGAAGUCUUCUCCUUGUUGGUAAGUGCUUCUAACAUUUUCUUUUUGUUUAAAAUGUUAUUGUGUUCUUGGCGUUCUUGAUAUUUUGAUAUUUUUUAGAACAAUGUAUUGUCCAAAAAAUAGUUGUGUAAUGUUUGUAUGUUUUGAUUUAAAUUUGUAACAAAUAGUUGUGUUUUUGUGUUCGAACUUGUCCAUGGUAGGUAUAGUAUGACCAUAGAAAUUUUGUAUAUAAGCAACAAAAUUUUUUUUAAUAACCAUAGUGGGUAUGGUAUGACCGUAUGAUUUUGUAUGAGCUUGAUGCAUAAUUUGUCCACUAAAAUUUUAAUGUAAGCAUGAUAUGUAGCAUGGAUGUAAUGCUUUUAUAUGAUGCGUAGUAUGAUCGUUGGAUAUCAUAUCAUAUAUAUAUAUCUUGAGUUUUAAAUUUUGUCUAGUGUUUGUGACCAUACUCUUGUUGAGUGGUGAGAUGGGAUCUUGGGAAAGUGUAACUUCACCAUUAAUGAUUGGGGUACCUUCUUCUACAGAAGGAGGUGCUCAUUCAAUGUUGGAUAGUGAUGAAGAUAUUCCUAAUGCUCAACCAUUACCUCAAGUCACUUUGGUUGACAGUGAUGAUGAGGGGGAAGUUUUUGAUGAGAAUGUAUGUAAGAUUGAUGGAGAGCCUCGAGCUCUUGAGUAUGCGAUAAUGGUACAUGAUUAUGAGGGUGACAAGAAUGAGUAUGUCGGGCGGUCCCUUCACUUUUUGAGGGACAACCCGAGGUCUAGUAUGACUAAGGGUGAUAUCCUACGCAUGCGACAUCAAUAUGAGAUUCAUUCUUCUAUACAAAUGCGACUUCCAACUAUCGCUGAGCGUCCCGAUUGGGAUAGUGGCGAUUGGGUUUGUAUGUAUGAAUUUCCUUUUAGGAUUGGCUUUCGAUUCCCUUUCCCUCCAUUUGUACAAGAAGUAUUGGACUAUUAUGAGGUAGCUCCUAGCCAACUUAUGCCAAAUGCUUGGAGGUUAUUGUUGGGUAUAGAAGUCAUAGUUAGAGUGAAGGGUAAAAGGGUUGACCUUGUAGAUUUUCAGUCAAGUUAUUAUCUUAAACAACACGAUACAGAUAAGGGUCGAUUUCUAUUCACUCUUAGAGCGAACAAAAAAGCUUGGGUAACGGAGCUGGUUCCGAGCAACAAGAGGGGUUGGAGGAAGAAAUAUUAUUUUGUCAAAGGUGACCUGUUUGGAACGAGUGAUUAUGAGGUUCCUACUUCAUGGAGAACCUUAAGUAAGGGGCUCACUCGAUGUCCUCGAGGGGGGUAUUGGUCCGAAGCUCGAGUUAACGACUUGCUCUCUAUUCCUUCCGAUCAAAGAGCCCAUAACAAGCUUCUUGUUUUGGAUAAAUCUUGUGUUGGGAAUUUGUGGAGAGGUGCGCAACGUCAAGAAGACCGUUAUUAUAAGAGGAUGACUUUCAAGGUUUGUGGAGCGGAUGAUGCUGUCGCUAGGGGUAAGACUAAUUUACUUGGAAAGAGGUCUAAGAAGACCACAAGUCAUGUUGUGAAACCUCGAGUUCCUGCUAAGGAACAUGGAACCGGUAGCUCUCAGUUGCUAGCUGAUGGUGUGGUUGCGGCUUCUCCACUGAGGGGUGACAACGAGUUGUCUAUUGAGGAGAGUAUGAUCAACCUGUCCAUCUCUUCCAACAUUUCGGCCUACUCUGACCCUGCUUCUAUCGAAGGUCAUGUUGAGGCUCUUCUCCAUCCGAGAGAUGAAGAGCGUUUGAGGGGCAUUGGAGUUGCGGGGCGAGCGAAUUACGGUGUUUCUACGAUUUACCAAGCUAUUCAAGCAGUCCUCUACUUAAGGCGUGACACAAUUUUGCUUGAUCAAAAGAACAAAGCUUUGAACAAGGAGCAUUCUAGACUUAGGAUGGAAGUGGAAAAUUUGAAACUGGAAGGAGAGACUACCAAAAUCAUCAUAUGACAAGCUAAAACAGGAUUAUUCCUCGUUGAAUACUGAGUUGGAGCGUGUACGUGCCAAACUCAAGGAGGAGGAGGCUAAGUAUGUCGCAUUGUACCAGGAGGUUGAUGAUAUAUCACUCAAGACUGCCAUCAAGACAAGGGGGGAGUUGAUGAUACAGUAUAAGAUAGGGCUCCAUCGUGGAUGGAACGUCAAUGGUGCUAUUGCACUUCAUGAAGAAUAUUUGGCUCUUGAGCAAGAGAAUGAAAUGGAUGUUGACGCUCAUAUCUCUGUGUUUGAUGAAGGCGCUGAUGCUCAUACCUCUGUCCCUAGUAUGGGUGUCGACGCUCAUACUUCUGUUUCUGGCGGGAGUGGCAUUGACGAUGUGAUGUUCUCCAUUGCUGAAGAUGGUACCAUUGCUCCAUAGUGGGUCUUUUAAGUUCUCCCUUUUGUUUACAAGUGACAAUUGAUUUAAACUUUAGGUCCAAUUUGUUUAAAGUAUGAACAUCGCCAUUGUGGCAUUAAGUAUGUAUGCUUAACGAUCCUUUUGAUGUGCGGACAUCCUCUUAGUGAUGACCCUUUUGAAUUUUAUGACGCUUUGAUGUAUGAACGUUGCUUUUGCGGUGGUGUGACUUAUUAUCUUAAUUUGGUAUUAAUAUUCUUCAUUUUUCA